UAGUAGUUGAUCAAGUGAUCCCUACUGUCAUAGGGAGUGCUCUGCCUCGGUCUUCUGUUCCAGGCCACUGCCAGAAAGGAAUGCUUCUUCUCACAUGAUUGGUGUGCCGGAUGUCUGAAUAUAUUUUUAUUACAUUUUAAUUUCUUUUCCGAACUUAUACUAUAUCGGAAACGUCGCUCGAAAUUUGCUAAUCAGUUAGCAUUAAAAUAAUUCAAAUCCAUUCUUCGGAAUCAAGGACGUUUUACCAAUUUCCACAGUCUCGGAAGUACUGAGACUGAAGAAGAGACAUUCGCGAGGAAUUCAACGGCUGGAGGAGGAACUGAAAGGCCAGAGUGUGAGUCAGCUGAAAAGGCUGGAUUUCUCUGCAUAAUUCAAGGGCGUGACAUUUAACUUUUUCACAUAAAAAAAGUGCUACCUAGUGCCAUCUCCAAUAUGCUGUAUCCAUUAAUUAACGACGAUAAGGGUGUGUUAGACAAACUAGUGGAAGUAUUGGAGAAAUUUGGAGAUGAGUAUAUUCGUAUCCCCGAGAUCGCGCACUUGGAGAAUUUCGACAAGACUGAAGAGUUAACCAUUAAAGGAUUCAGCCCAAAAUGGAUUAUUGAGAGUAUGUUAGAAAAGCACAAUCUCUAUCAGCGAUACGUUGUGACAACAUCCAAUACCUUUAAAAAAUUUUCUUAUGUACACGUCAACAAAUGCGACGAAACAAUAUGCCAAUAUACGUUUACUAACGUCAUGCUGUUUCAAACCGAUGUCUAUAUUUUAUGUCAUUUGUAUUUUCUCAUAUCGAGGUGUGGACUCGAUAAAUGGCCGUCGGUGAUGGAAUUAAUGAACAUAAUGAUAGAGAAGUACGGGAUAAGCACUGAGCCUAUAUCAGAGCGGGAAUCCUCCCUAAACUUAAAUCCUCCUGCGGACGUGGUCACUUUGUCUAGAAUAGCACAUUCUUAUCCAAGCAUAACGAUGGAGAUAUUCAAUUAUAAUAUCAACGCCACCGCAUUUUUCCUUUCUUCAAUAUUUCCACCUUUGUACAAUCUCUCUACCAUGAUCUGCUCACCCAUAAUCUCUUCGCUCCUCCCCUUCUCACAGGAUCCCCCCCUUGCCGUGCUCAUAGCUAUAAAUCUUCUAUUAGAAAACCAUUCCGGACUUCAAACAAAGACUCCGUUAACAACAAUCUUCCUGAGAAUCUUCAGAGAAUAUAAAUCUAAGGUCUUUCCCGAAAGUUUGAAAUACGAAUUAUGUUGGAAGUGGAAAAUAAUUAAUGCAGAAUAUAAAAAUAAUAUAUUUUCGUCUAAUUAUGCACUUUGUUGCAAAAUAGCCAAAAACUUGAUAAUCGAGAUGAGACCAGAAGAGUCCAGCUUGCCGCUUUUACUUCCUUUAUUAUAAAUGUUUUAAUAUUUCUUUAUUAACAGUGCCUUCAUAAAAUUAACAAUGUAUUUGCACUGUGGUAUUUGGAAAGCAAGAAUUCGUUUUAUUUAAGCGAAUUACUAUUAUAAAAGCAGUAGUCAGUCGCAUAAGGCAAAUUAUUUAAAAGAAUUCAAUCUGUUAAUUUGUCUUUUAUCUGCUUUCUUUUUUUGGCAAAGAAGAAGCAUUCCUUUAUUUUAAAUGUGAUAAACUGUGAUAUUGUUUUAAAAUUUUUUAUUAAUAUGACACUCUCUUGUGAACAAAGUUAUUCUCGAACUGGUAAUUUUUUUUAGAAACUAUAACUCACACAUAUAUUGCGAUAAUAUAUUACUUCCAUAAGUAUUUUCUUAUCCUUUCGAAACGAGUCGCAUCUUUUUUCUAUUCAGUUAUUAUGCGAUUGAAUUUUAUAUGAUAAACGCUUCACAAAUCUCGAAUUGUAUAAUCCAAUGUGAUUGCAUAUUUUAUAACAUAACCAGCUCGAAAAGUAAAACACUGUGAAGAUAAUAAUUUUUGACGAUAUUAAUAUUUGUGUAAGAACGCGCACGAUUUAUGCUUCCACAAGAUUGUGUACAUAUAAACGCAUAAAUAUAUUUAUCGCAGCCUGGAAUUUUUAACAAAUUCGUAACUUGUACUUCUUAUUUCGAGCUCAUUUUACAUGUGUUCUUAUCAAAGUUCUCCGUAUGAAAAUGUUACGAUUUAUUCAUUAUCUAAGAUGUAUAUGUUGUAAGAUAAUACCAUACAAUAAAGCAUUACGGAAACAAAUAAGAUUUUA
Linepithema humile (Argentine ant) is the source of this 2170-nucleotide messenger RNA. RefSeq lists its product as uncharacterized. Lineage: Eukaryota; Metazoa; Arthropoda; Insecta; Hymenoptera; Formicidae. The record is from RefSeq and is a predicted model, not a curated record.